Molecule: messenger RNA, 324 nt
Organism: Apiotrichum porosum
Lineage: Eukaryota; Fungi; Basidiomycota; Tremellomycetes; Trichosporonales; Trichosporonaceae
Exons: 1
Coding region: 1-324 (107 amino acids)
Source: RefSeq, a predicted model, not a curated record
AUGACAGCACCGACUACUCCGCCCGCCAAAGCUCACGAGCUCGAUGAUGACAACAAGGCUGAGGCCCAGCACCUCGACAUGGCCGUCAAGUACGCUGGUGGCGCCGAUGCCGAGGCUUCUGGUGCGCUCGCCAUGGAGCGCCUUAAACACGAGAUGGGCCUCUGGCAGUCCCUCCGCAACUACAAGGGCGCAGUCUUCUGGUCUCUUAGCGUGUCCAUGUGCAUUGUAAGUGUGUUUAACGGUGUCUAUGCUUAUUCUUUGAUUAUGGAAGGCUACGACCUCGCCCUGGUCAGCAACCUUAUCGCACUGAAAGCCUUCCGUUAA